UUAUCAUCCAGAGUAUGGUGAUCGUCCGAAACCGUUAAUUAUGGUCCUAUUACAAACUAUGCUAACUGUCGCCACACAAUAUAAAACAGUUGCUAUAUCGAACGCAUUGAAUUCGGACUUUCUAAAUCUUUUAUUACGUGGUGUCGCUAUUGAUCCAGAUCCCGUCAUACGAAUAAUUGUACAAAAAAUACUACAUACUUUAAUUGAUCGACAUGGGAAUACAGAACAGUUGUUGACUGUUCGUAUUUACGGUGAGAAUGGAUUAAGCAGUUAUUUCAUUUUGGAGAAGCCAGAAAGACAAGAUAUUUUAUUCAUGAAAAAGACUGGUGUGUUAUUCAUUGAAAAUAUCUAUCAUCAGUUAUUAGAUCCUAGUAACAAAGUAGACAAUUUAGAAUAUCUGUCAUGCACUGUUGGGUUGGUUGCAUUAGAAAUGGGUGCAGAACAGGUUAUUACAGAAUUGUUUCGUUUAAUCUUGGCAGUUCAAACAAAAAUCAUUGAUGAAAAUACUUAUAUGCCGUUAACACAUCGCUGUGCUUUACAUGCAUUAUUAGCUAGUACAAUAACACUACUUGUUCAGUUGAUUAAUCUUCAAUCACUUAGUGAACAUAUUUAUACUGUUAUUCAACGUCGAAGAGACAUAGCACCGUGGUUACUGCCUUCUGUUGCAUUUAAUCGAACAAAUACUGUGGAUAGUUAUCCAACUGAAUUUGAAAUAAAUGAUGAUCUAUUGUUUUCAUCAGAUAAAAUAACUGAAUCACUAGUAAAUGCUGGUUAUGAUACUACAGUUUUGUCAAUUCCCUAUAAUCCGAUUUAUUUACGAUUAUAUGAUGGCAAAUCUCCUGAUCCACUUAUCGAUGGUACCAAUUAUCCACGUGUAAGCGGUAAUGAACAUUUUACUAAUCAAUCAGUGUGUUAUGGUACUGUUGAUGAUAAAAAUUCCAGUAUUGUGAACUCGGCUCCUGGUGCACGUAUGAAUUCAACAUGUUUAGAUGGAACAAUGCUAUGUCGUGAAAGCAGUCUUGUAGAAAGCGGUACAUGCUUUGCUCAAUCUGGAAGUAGUUUUUCGCUAACUGAUAGCCUUUAUUCAGUGGCAGAUUCAACUAAUAUGGUCGAUGAAUACUUAUCAUUCAAGAAUAUGCGCAAAAUAAUUAAUGUGUUUUUUAAAGGUGGUUAAUUUUGUAUUGUAAAUAAUCAUUAUUGGCAAAUUAAUGUCUGGUAAUACUCAGUUUAAUAUACACAAAAUUCACUGUUAAUCAAUGUAAGUCAUACGAAAUUGAUGUAUUCAGACAUUGGUUUUGAUUUAUUUUCGGUGUGAAAUAAAUCUUUAUCUAUUAUCUUCGCGUUAUUGUUUGUGUCAUGCGAUUCACGGGAUCAAGAUGUCAGCAUCAUUUAGCUACCGUCGCAACAAUUCGUGUAUUUUGUACGGUGGAAUAAAUUUUCUACAUCAGUUUUCGUGUUCUUAUUUGCAUCCUGUAAAUUUCGCUGGUUUCUAAAACCAAGUAAUAUCUCAAGCUUAAUAUUGUUUUUAAUUUAACCGGAAUAUUUAAAAUAUAAAAUGAAAUAAAGAAAUUCCUUAAUCGGCAUUAAUCCUAAUUGUUUUCCAAAUUUCUCUCUUUUUCCUUGAACAAGACAAUUUCACUUGCACUGUGUAAAUAUACUCUUUUUUUGCAUAGCGAGACAUAAAGCAUGUCGGGUAUUUUAUUGAAUAAUUAACAAAUGAUGUCAUUUCAUAAGGAUAUUAGCGUUUUCUUUCCCUAUCGUGAUUAACGCGAACAUUACUCGAUGGAACGUAAAACAGUGUAGUGGUAGUAGUAGUGUAGUGAGCAGAACACCCGGGGGGACAAUCGAAUGUAUUUAGCACAGAAUUACAGGACUUGUUAAUAAAAUCUAACAAUCAUAAAGUAAAUGCUUAAUUUGCAGAAUGUCCAUUGAUUGUCUCAAAAUGGCUCAGACUUGAUUGUUCUCGCAUUUUCAUACAAAUUGCACUCUGUUUCUAUUUUUUACUUCUCGAUCCUCUUGUCUCUCUGCUGCCAGGCCUUCUGUUCACGAGUAACGUUAUAUACUACUUAUGUCAAUAUAAGUAGCACACCACAUUAGUAGAAGUAGUUUUUGCAAGAUCGCUUCGUAAGUGAGAAUGACUAUGAAUGAAUAGUUGAUAGUUGUCAAGAGGUAGCCUUCCAGCUGUCAGGCAUGCAUAUAUGUAUAUACCUGUUUAUAGCCUAGAAUCAGUGUUAGUGAUGCAGUUGAUUAUAACUGAUUGACUGACUUUUCUGAAUAAUUUCAUCGUUUGCAUAAAUGUCGCUAUACAUAAAUGAUGUCAUGUGUAGUCUCGUAAUUUGGAUAUGACUUUAUGAGAUUUUCUUUAAUCGACUAAUUUUUUUUCUAUGUGGAAGGAAAUAUGAUUAUAGAGUAAUAGUUCAUAAUUCGUACAACUAUGACUGACUAAUAUCACCUGGUCAUACUGUAAUUAGCAAAUAAAUGUUGAAAUGUCUACUGUCAUUUAGUCAUUUGUGUAGUCUUCGCACACUUUAAUUCAUGUUUUUUCACAAAUUCGACUUAUUUAUUCAUUUAUAUACAUAGGUGACGGAGAAGAAAUUCAAAAACCACCGAAAUUUGUCGAAGAAGAUCGAUUAUUAGAUGGAUGUUUUAAUUCAACUGAAUUCAAUGAAAUCUGUGCUCAACAACGUGAAAAAGCACAUUCAGUACGUGCACAUAUGGCUGAAGUAUUUGAUGAUAUAUCAUCUUGUGACUUCUAUCUACAUGAUAUGUCUCCACCUAUUGCGAAUGGUCCAAAAAAAAUACAAGGGCGUGAAAAUUUCAAUCCUUCAUCUGUCAGUGAUACAGUCAAUAAUAAAUUCAAUUCUGAGCAAUUCAAUGCCAAUAUUGGUUUACCUAUUGGCGCUGGUAAUCGCACUGGCGACUGUAGUGGUGGUAUAAAAUUAUCAAAGAAAUUAAAUAAAUCAAGUCAAGCUGUUUGGGAACGUGAAUUUGGAUCAUUGUUUUUUGUUUAAUUCAUCAAUCAUUCCCUUUUCUUUUUACAGAGGUUCUCACUUUUUCGGUGUUGUUCCGUCUCCGUUAUGUCCUCAUUCUGUGUUCUUUCCUUUUCAUUUAUCAUAUUUUGUUUAGAACGAAUACGAAAUCAAUCUCUUUUGCGUGUUUGCCACUUUUAUGUAUUUCCUUGUUCUUUGUAAAAUUGGAAAUAAUCUCAACAAUAUUCACUGACUAUUUUUUUUGUUUAAAAAAGAAGUGUUUAUUACAUUGAAAUGGAAAAAGUGCAACAAAAUUUUCUUCUUGGAAUCUGUUUCAACUUUGAAGUUAUGAUGCAUCUAUACACACAUGGCUGACUUCAUGUGUUGGUGUUUUUCACCCUUUAUAGUAAACAGUAAAAUCAUCAACAUUAUUAUUAUUGUUCCUAAAACUAAUAGUGAAUUAUUUUUGUUUGUUAUUUUAAACAAAAACACAACUGUGAUCUAUUCUCUUAUUUGUGUGUAUGUAUGUCUAUGCGAGUGUGCUUAUACUCACGUGACUAUUUAGUUUAGUUACUUGUACAAAGGAGUUGAAUUUAAAUAAAAAUGAACAAUUAAAAUUACUCGUAGUAGUUUAUGAUUAUCCUACUUUUUCUCAUAGUUGGCUAACUUUCGGUUUUUCGACCAUUUAAAACUGAGUAAAGCAAUAAUGACAAAUUCAUUAUGUAUAUUUCCCAUUGAUAUCAUUAUAAGUGGCUUGUAAUUCGUUAUCCCAAAUAUACAUAUAUAGCGAGAGAGAGAGAGAGAGAGAGAUGCAUAUUAAAUCUAAAUCUAAUUAUGUACAGAUACAAACUGAGUCAUAUAUGAUGUGUGUAUUUGUUUAGAAGAGCAUAAUGAUUUUUCAUUAUUGUCAUCAUGACUAUUUAACUGUUUCACUCUUUCCAUUUCAAUAGAUUUUGUAACAUGUUAAUGAUAAUGAUGUGUGUAAUUGCUUAGACAAAUCAAUUAUUACAAUGUUGAUUGACAAUUAACAAUUUGUUUUAAAAUAUUCGUUCUAUUUAUUUAUUACUUUUAUAGAUAAUUUUUAUCUAUUUAUCUUUCAAAUAUUUAUUUCUUUAUAGUGAAAUAAAAUAAGUAGUAUACUGUAAACUAGUUGGAUUUUACUAUAUUAUAUAAUUUAGUGGUAACAAUGUAAAUUUUCCAACUCGAG
Schistosoma guineensis is the source of this 4176-nucleotide messenger RNA. Lineage: Eukaryota; Metazoa; Platyhelminthes; Trematoda; Strigeidida; Schistosomatidae. The record is from the annotation of a GenBank genome assembly.